Messenger RNA from Conger conger (European conger), 5786 nucleotides. RefSeq names its product sterile alpha motif domain-containing protein 9-like. Gene Ontology annotation, cellular component: cytoplasm. The transcript has a single exon. Bases 1 to 4605 code for a protein of 1534 amino acids. NCBI's taxonomy places the organism in Eukaryota, Metazoa, Chordata, Actinopteri, Anguilliformes, Congridae. The record is from RefSeq and is a predicted model, not a curated record. Gene Ontology annotation, molecular function: protein binding.
AUGUUGAAAAAAUACUUUUUUUGUUUUAAUUUAGUGGAAGGACAUAACUGUCAACCAGUUGAAAAAUGGAAGGAUUGUGACGUCAGCUCUUGGUUGAAGUCCAUAGGAGUGAAAGAGAACUACAUUAAGAAAAUGAAUGAGGAGGAAGUUAGUGGGCAAGUUCUCCUGGGACUAACAAAAAACUAUCUGAAAAAAGAAAUUGGAAUGAAAUCAGGGCAGGCUCACUUGAUAAUCCAAAAAAGGAAUGCGCUGAUCGAGUCUUCACGAGUGCAAGAACCUCAAAAAGCCCUGAAAAAGAGAAAAGGUGGAGAUGAGAAGGAGCAGCAAUCGAUAGGCAGUCAUGACACAGAUGCUGGACCAACACAAGUCCCUCCAGAUCCAGAGAAUAAGUCACACCAGGAACAGUCAGUGAGUGUGUUAUCUACAAAGAUGGACUGUAAACCACGGCCUGUAGGCAAAAAGGGUUCUGAAUGUACAUACUUACAGCACAGUGUACUUCUGCCUGAAUCUGGUGUUUCUGACCUUAUCACACCUUGUCAUGAAUACAAAUCGUUAGCCAUAGCAGCUACGUUAUGCCGUCAAAGCCUGCAAGCAAUGUUUGCAAGAGAGGUUUUUAAAUUUGGCUCUGCAUGCAUGAAUAUGCGGUCCAAUGGUACCAUACAUUUUGGAGUGAUGGACAGUAAAUGUGACACUAGCUUUGUACAUGGUGAGGUAAUAGGUGUUCCUGUGAAAGAGAAAGACAUGUACAUUGAUGCAUUUGAUCACAUUGAAAGAAGUUUCUCAAAGCAGAAUAGUGAACAUGUGCGAAGGUGCAUACAUGAACCAGAGUUUAUAAAGGUUGGGAACUGCACAGAGGAACAUUAUGUCAUAGAAGUUGACAUUGUGCCAGAAAUAAGCAUUGUGAAAAACCGAGUUUACCCUGUCCGUCUACCAAAUUUCCAAAAAGCAUCAAACAAAGUUGAGUUUGAAAAGAAAAUCUCCUAUGAGAGAAUAGGCGCUAAAACAGAACCAGUUAGUGAUCACGAUAUGUUCUACCAACAUAUUAAAGACAGAGAUGCAAGGAGAGAAAAGGCUGAACAGUCUUGUCUGAUCAACACACCGAAUAUCGUGCAAAACCUUGGAAGAAAAUUGGAGAAGUUGGUGACUGGUGGAAAAAAAGUCAUAGACAAAGACCAGUGGUACAUUCUUGUCACUAACAAAUUUGAAAGUGAGCAUUUGAGUUCCAUUGACUUCAUAGUGAACAUGAAGAUAUUCUGUGUCUUUGACUUUGACCCUGAUUCUAACCUGUCUGGAUUAUGCAAGAAAUACCAUGAUCACCAUGCCCCAAACUUGCAUUUCCUGCAUAGUUACAAAAUUUCAAGUGAGAUGAACAUCAGUGAAUUUGCGAGCCAUUUGAACUUGUUUGAACAGGUCAGCUGGAUUUUUUGCAAUGGACGAAAUGGCUACCGUGGAAAUGAAACUCCCUGUGAUGAAAUGACCUGGAUCAAGACUGCAAAGACUCUUCUGAAGGAGGCAGUGUCGGUGAUCUGUAAACAAGUUCUUCCCCCAGGCACCUUUUCAGUGAUUUUUCUUCUCACUUCACCAGUGGAGCUACCAAUGGUUCACACUUUCUAUGAGUUCUACUCUGAGAUGCAAGGCCAUGAAGACAUCAUUUGUAUUUCGGAAUCUGAAGAAAAUCACACCACAUGGACAGGCUAUGCCCAGAUAUCUUGCAGUCCCGAGACGAUAAACAACAAGAGUGUUGUAGGGAUGAAAAUGAGCCAUGUGAAUGCCACAGUACAACAUGUUCAGCCUCACACUGUGAAUUCCAGGCAUUUACCCACCCACAGUAAUGCAAUGUGUCUGCUUGAAACCACUGAAGAAGAAAGGAUGUCUUCCUUGGAGAUCCUGUGUGUAGACCAAUGUGAUGAUUCCACUGGUGUCUUUGAGGAUGAAAAAGAAAAAGUUGAAAUGCAGUUUUACAGGGGAGGUAAAGUAAGUUGGGUGAAUUUCUGGCUUGCAGAAAACAAAAUGGUUGGGAAGUUUAUCCAAAGGGACACCUAUAAGGAGAUUUCCAAAUGUCUGAAUGACACUCCCAGAUGGAGUAAGGACCAAAUGCAUGUCAACAGCAUCAAUAUGUACCACCACCCAGGAAGUGGUGGGAGCACUGUUGCACGACAUGUACUAUGGAACAACAGAAAAGAUCUAAGAUGCGGAGUUGUAAAAGCAUCAUUCCCAGUGACCCGUGUCGCAGAUCAUGCUGUAAAACUGCGUGAAUAUGAGGAAAAAGACCCGCAGAAAUGCCUUCCUGUACUCCUCCUGGUGGAGGACUGUGAAAAUGACUAUCUAGACAGCCUCAGAAAUGAAUUGGAAGUUGCAAUGAAAGCCAAGAAAAUCAAUCAAGGAAUACUGUGUUUUGUUGUUCUGAGCUGCAGACAGUCACAUGACCCAGAAAAAAUGUGCAAGGACUCACCUUUACAGAACUUUGCGGUGACUCACAAAUUAUCCGAGGGUGAGAAAAAACAAUUUGCCCUGAAAAUGACUGAACUUAAAGAACAGCAUCCACCGGAGCACCUCUUGACAUUUGUGUUGAUGAGUAAAGAGUUUGAUAGGGAGUAUGUUACCAAAUUUGUGACUGAUUUGCUGGAAGGCAUUGAUCACUCUUCUGUUUCCACUCGCCUCAUUCUGUACGUGGCUUUACUCAACACACAUGUUCAAAACUCUUACCUCACUCAGUCUCAUUGUGAGGUUCUCUUGCUACUGAGCAUGCACCUGAACAAAACACCGGAAACGCUGCGUAAACGCGAUGACACAUUCUCAAGGCAUUUGUUUGAGUCAUCGUUAAGUGAACAAGCCAAACUUCUUUUCAUACACUUGAGAAAUGAGAAGACAAACAUCAAAUGUAUACGCAUCAUUCAUCCAUUAGUCGCCAAAGAACUUCUCCAACAGCUUUUAUGGAGCGAUGUGCAGCAGAGCACUGUAGCCAUAGACCUCCUCCAUGAAGACGUGCUUUUUCAGAACAGUUUUGGAAAAGAGGAUUACCACAAAUUUCUGCGGGAUCUUUGCAUGAGGCGCAGCAAGAUCAGUAGAGGUGAUGAAAAGGACAGUUCCUUUUCACCUCUCAUCGAACAUAUUCUGAAGGCAGAAACCACAGAGAGGGCAGUUGAAGUUCUGCAGGAAGCCUAUGAGCGUUUUGGUGACGAUGCCUUCUUUGCUCAGCAACUUGCUCGACUGCAUUACACAGAAGAAAUGUUUGAAAAAGCUGAACACUGGGCAGAGAUUGCAGAACGAAAAAAACCAAACAAUUCCUUUUUCUUAGACACAAAAGGCCAGGUGUACAAGAGAUGGUUCAAAGCGAAAUGCAAAGUGCUUGAAGGCGAGAUUACUGCUGAAGGCACUGUGGGUGCAAUUGGAACAGCACUAAAAGGAAUGCAGUGCUUCAGAGCAUGCCAGACAGCAGCCAACACAGAUAAAGAAAAUGUGAUCACAGGCUACUUUGCAGAAGUUGACCUUGCAUGUGAUAUUUUGCAGCUCAUUUUGCGUGUGUUUCGCAAUAGAAAGGAAGAGUGUAUGCAGUACCUGCUCUCAGAUCACAUUCCAGAAGCUGUGAAACAUCCCUGGAUACAUUUUCACAGCGAACUGAAAAGCAUUCAGAAAAACAUGUGGCAAGCCCUUGAACUGAUAUCUGAAGACCUAGCAUAUUUCCAGACUGCCACCACUUCAGGCCAUGAACUACUCAGCACUGAAAUUAAGAUAAACAAUCCAGUAAAGUGGCUAGCGAAAAAAUCAUCCUGGUAUGGUGAACUUUUUGGAGAGGUACCAUUGCCUAGACUUAACCAAGGUCUGCUGUGCUGGAUGAACAUUUGCAGCCUUGGUGGUGGUAACAUGACUGCAGUCUUUUCACUUUUGUCUGAAAAGAAACGUGCACAGUUAGAACAGAUCAUUGCUGCUUAUCCUUGCAAUAAGCAUAACUUAGAUCAAACUGAAAUUGUGACAUACAUAUCGUCACAGAUUGCCUUAAGUUGUCUUUCUGCAACUUCCUCCAAACCCGGAACACUUCAAGCCCUUCAGGAACUUAGCCGGAGGUUCCAAAAAGAGAGAGGUAAAUGUUCGCCUAAUUUUCUUUUUUUACAAACUCUGCUAUUCUGGCCUGAAGAUGAUGAUAACAACCAUGACAGAGAUGACAAAUAUGAAAUCAUCACGGCAGCUGUUGGUGGUCUCAAACAAGGUUACAGCAGAAAAAUGAAAGAUUUACCUCAAAAAGGAAAGAGGCUUUUCACUCAUUUCUUUCUUGGCAAAGAAAAAGGACUGAGUAAGAUUGUUCACAAGAGCAGCCUGGAAAUGUUCAACAAACUUCUCUCAAUGUCUGAGAAGAAACAGAAGUGGCUAAGUGGAGAUGUGUGGAAAAUGCGAGAGGUUGAACUUCUGCUGAAACGUGUUCAAGGUUGGACAAAAGAUGGAAAAGUCUACAUUGAGGGCGCUGAAAAGAAACCAUUCAUGAUACAUGCUUUGAAUUCAGAUUCAAUCCCUUAUGAGAAUGAGGAUGUUGAGUUCUACCUGGGUUUUACUUUCCAAGGGCCAGUUGCUCAUGGCAUUACAAUCAGCAGGAGUAGCAAGGCAAGGUAGAAAUCAAACCUUUUCCCGAAGAUAUACCAUCCUGCAGGUUUGCAUUUCAACCAUAAUUUGACCUGCAUGACUACUAAGUGGCAGCUCAACAAAAUCUCUAGCUGUUGAAUGAGGUGUGCUUUGCUAAGGUUAGUGUAAAAAGGUACAGGAUGGUAGAUCUCCAGGAACAGGGUUGGUUAACAUUUCUUUAUUCAACUGAACACCUACAGCCUGCCUGCACAAGAGGUAUACUCACUGCUCACCUGCAUUUUGAAGGGGGCAAGGGAAAUGUGUUUUUCUUGAAUUAUUUUUGAAUUCUUGCACUUGGUCACAAAUGUUACAUUGUAGUGCUUUUAAUUUCCAAGAGUUAAUUGAUUUUGUAAUCUGUUAACGUUGAGGUAGCAGCGCAAUGAUUUUACUAUAGCCUUACUUGUUGUUAACAUUUAACUAGAAUACAUACAUUAACCCUCCUAUUAUGUUUGGUCAACUGCUAAAUUGUGCUAGAAUUACACAGUGACCCAUAUGUAACCGGAGUUUAAUAAAGCAGCCAGCUGGCAGGGGGGGGCGCUUAUAAUCAAUAUAUCCCAUGUACGCUGCUUGUUAUCAAAUCAAAUGAACCUACAACAUUAAUUACAACUGAGUUUAUGAAAACGCAAGAAACCACAGUGAAAACUGUUGAAAUAAGAGCAAAGAAUGCAAAGAAUGCAACAUACAUUUACUCACUUAGAGGAGAAUAUUAAUCAAAUGUUUAAUAUGUCUGUAUAUUAGAAAAGAAUAUUAGAAGAGAAUAUUAAUCAAAUGUUUAGUAUGUCUGUAUAUUUUCAAUGAUUUACUGCUGAUAAGUUUGUGUUAGAAGUGCAUAAGUGACCCAUGUGUAAUCUAAAGUUGAGUAAAAUAAUUAACAUGAAGUGAAAAGUACCAAAAAUGAUUAUUAUGCUGCAAAAAGUACCAAAAAUGAUCUAUAGGUCGUAGAAAGUUCUGGAAAACACUAUAUAGUGAAUAGCACCGUGUUUUACAUGUUUCCCACGUUAAUGAUUCCAGUUUGUUAGAAGAAACAGCCUACAAAGCAAGAUGUAUGUAAUAAAAUCCUUUUUUGUUUUGGAAAUCAAUAGGGUGAUUCGCCACAAUGGUUUCAGAACCGAGAAGGUAGCGCUGCCAAGUCAGCUGAUGUUUUAGGAGGAGUCAAGAUAAGAACAGUGUGG